Molecule: messenger RNA, 1258 nt
Organism: Telopea speciosissima
Lineage: Eukaryota; Viridiplantae; Streptophyta; Magnoliopsida; Proteales; Proteaceae
Product: alcohol dehydrogenase-like 4
Exons: 10
Coding region: 55-1224 (389 amino acids)
Biological process (GO): formaldehyde catabolic process
Cellular component (GO): cytosol
Molecular function (GO): S-(hydroxymethyl)glutathione dehydrogenase [NAD(P)+] activity; zinc ion binding
Source: RefSeq, a predicted model, not a curated record
AUAUCCAAAACAAGCUCUCUCAAAAGUGAGGAGUAAAUUAAGAGAAAGGGAGAGAUGGGCAACUCCGAUGAGACGAAAGGGAAGGUCAUCACUUGCAAAGCUGCUGUUGUCUGGGGUCCAGGACAACCGAUUUCCAUAGAAGAAGUGCAAGUCCAUCCUCCCCAGAAAAUGGAGGUCCGAAUGAAGGUCCUUUACACCUCGAUUUGCCACACAGAUCUCAGUGCUUGGAAAGGAGAGAACGAGGCCCAACAAAUGUAUCCUCGAAUACUAGGCCAUGAAGCUGCAGGGAUCGUUGAGAGCGUGGGAGAAGGAGUGUUGGACAUGAGAGAAGGUGACAACGUGGUUCCAAUUUUCAAUGGAGAAUGCGGUGAUUGUUCCUAUUGUAAGUCCGACAAAACUAACCUCUGCAAGAGGUUCCGGGUGAAUCCGAUGAAAGCCGUCAUGGUUAACGACUGGAAAACAAGGUUCUGGACGCGUGACGGUCAGAAGCCCAUUUACCAUUUCCUUAACACCUCCACCUUUGUGGAGUACACCGUGCUCGACUCCGCCUGUGUCGUUAAGAUAGAUGCCAAUGCUCCUCUAAGGAAGAUGAGCUUGCUCAGCUGUGGCGUUUCUACAGGAAUUGGAGCUGCUUGGAACACGGCAAACGUGCAAGAAGGAUCAAGCGUUGCCAUCUUUGGUUUGGGUGCUGUGGGGCUCGCUGUAGCGGAAGGAGCACGGUUAAGAGGAGCUUCUCAAAUCAUAGGCAUCGACAUCAAUUCAGAAAAAUUUAUCAAAGGCAAAACAGUAGGAAUUAACCAUUUCAUUAACCCAAAUGAUCUCCCGAAUGAGAAAGGUCAAAAAGCUGUACAUGAGAUUAUUCAAGAAAUGACUAAAGGAGGUGUUGAUUACAGCUUCGAGUGCUCAGGAAACUUGGAAGUUCUUCGGGAGGCCUUCUUGUCCACCCAUGAUGGAUGGGGAUUGACAGUAGUAUUGGGUAUCCAUCCGACGCCAAGAAUGCUCCCUCUUCAUCCCAUGGAACUCUUCGAUGGUAGGAGAAUCGUGGGAUCCGUCUUUGGAGACUUCAAAGGAAAGACUCAAUUACCUCAUUUCGCCUUGGAAUGCAUGCAUGGGGUUGUGAAUUUGGAUGGGUUUAUCAGUCACGAGCUUCCUUUUGCUGAGAUCAAUGAAGCAUUCCAAUUGCUUGCGGACGGGAAAGCAUUGAGAUGCCUUCUCCAUCUCUGAAAGUUAUUUUUAUAUACAUGGUUUCUAGCUAAGC